AUGCGCGUGACGAAGGCGCUCACGAUGUUCGACCCGUUCCAGCAGCACUACGGCCGCUGGAUCGCCGUCCCGCUCUGCCUACCCGCCCUCUGCGGAGAAGUAUUUUGGACGGCCGCCAUUCUGGCCGCAUUGGGCGACACGGUGGCGGCGAUAACGCGCGUCGACUCUUCGUCCGUCAUCGUGUUGUCCUCCGCCAUCAUCCUCUUCUACACAUCGCUGGGCGGCCUCUACUCGGUGAUCUACACGGAUGCGUUCCAGGUGGUGAGCACCGUCUUCGGUCUGUGGGUGAGCGUGGUCUUCUUCUUGGGAAGCAACACCGUGGGGACUGUCGGCCCGCCGCACAGCGAGUGGUUCGGUUCGAUUGACACGAGCGAUGUGAGCCAGAUUGUCGACCAGCUCUUGAUGAGCGUCUUCGGCGGCAUCCCUUGGCAGGUGUACUUCCAACGCGUGCUCUGCAGCGAGACCGUGUUCACCGCCAAGAUGCUCUCGUACCUGGCGGCGGCAGGCUGCUGCUUCCUGGCCCUCCCGCCGAUCAUCAUCGGUGCUCGGGCCAAGAGUUGCAGUUGA
Messenger RNA from Dermacentor andersoni, 567 nucleotides. Its product is annotated as high-affinity choline transporter 1-like. The record is from RefSeq and is a predicted model, not a curated record. Lineage: Eukaryota; Metazoa; Arthropoda; Arachnida; Ixodida; Ixodidae. Gene Ontology annotation, cellular component: plasma membrane. Gene Ontology annotation, molecular function: choline:sodium symporter activity. Gene Ontology annotation, biological process: acetylcholine biosynthetic process; transmembrane transport; choline transport.